Molecule: messenger RNA, 3071 nt
Organism: Arvicola amphibius (Eurasian water vole)
Lineage: Eukaryota; Metazoa; Chordata; Mammalia; Rodentia; Cricetidae
Gene: Susd1
Product: sushi domain containing 1
Molecular function (GO): calcium ion binding
Source: RefSeq, a predicted model, not a curated record
ACAGGGGCCUCCGGGGAGUGGCGGGCACGGGGAGGGAGCGGGUGGCAUGGGCCUGGGGCCCCGGGGCACGCGCCGCUCGCCGGGUCGCCGGGUGCCGCGGCUGCUGCGGCUCGUGCUGCUGCUCGGCCUGGCCCGCGGUGUCAGCGGAGAACCGGGCACCGACGACGUAAAUGUCUGUGACACAUGCCACGAACACGCCACAUGCCAGGAGAAGGACGGGAAGAGGAUCUGCAUUUGCAACUAUGGCUUUUGGGGCAACGGGAGGACACGGUGUGUUGAUAAAGACGAAUGCCAAUUCGGAGCCACUGUGAUCUGUGGGAACCACACCUCCUGCCACAACACACCUGGAGGGUUCUACUGCAUUUGCCACAAAGGCUAUCGGGCUACAAAUAACAACAGGACGUUCAUCCCCAAUGAUGGCACUUUCUGUACAGGUACUAAACGGGGCACUUGUUCCUGGCUGUGCCGUCAUGGAGGUCAGUGUAUCCAACACUCCGGGAGCUUUGAAUGCUACUGCAUGCAAGGAUACGUGGCCAAGACGGUCUGAGCCCUUCCAUCCAAGCACGACGGCACAUCAUGCACAGAAAUAGACUGUGGCCCCCCUCCUGAAGUCCCUGGUGGCUACAUCACAGGGAAUUACAGCUCCAAGCUGGGCGGUCAGGUUCGUUACAGCUGCAAAGAGGGGUUUCUCAGCGUCUCGGGAGAUGGAAUUUCACGCUGCACGGCCCUGGGCACCUGGGAAUCUCCGAAGUUACAUUGCCAAGAGUUAACCUGUGGCAGCCCUCCCGAAGUCCAGAAUGCCAUUUUGGUGGGGAAUCCCACCUCCAGCCUGGGCAGUGUGGCUCACUAUGUCUGUCAGGAGGGCUUCGAGAGUCCUGGAGAAAAGAUCACUUCUGUUUGCACAGAGAAAGGCUGGAGUGAAAUCACUUACACAUGCACAGAAAUAAUGGUCGAAAUUCAUGAUGUGUCUGUGUUUAAUGACAGCUGUGUGAGGUGGCAUAUAAGCCCAGAAAGCAUAACCUCUAAGAUUAUGUACAUGAUAAACAUUGAAAGACAGCAGUGGAAUGCUGUGGAAUCUGCUCGCGAGGAGACAGUCAACGUGACCACGGACAGCAGGACCCCAGAAGUGUGCCUUCACCUCCAACAAGGUGCCAACUACACCGUGCGCAUUUCUGCGGCCCCUCCCCUGCGCUCCCUGCCUGUCAUCCUUGGUUUCCAGAUGGCUGAAGAUGAUCUCUUGGAAGAUGGUGGAAUUCUCAAUAUUUCAGUAUUUAAUGACACGUGUUUGAAGUUGAACAGGCGUUCUACGAAAGAUGGAUCAGAACAAAUGUAUCAAGUGGAAGUUCUGGGUCAGAGGUGGUAUCUGGAGAGCUUUUAUCAUGCAACUUUCUUUAACUUCACAACAAGAGACCAAGCUCCGGAAGUGUGUUUAGAGCUGUACCCAGCCACUGAUUACACAAUAAACGUCACCCUCCUGCGACCCACUGAGCCACACUCGGCACAAAUAAACCUAACAACCGCACUAACAGCCAAACAAACCAUCACUAAUAUUUCAGUAUAUAAUGAAACCUGCCUGAGAUGGAGAAGCCUGAAGACGGCCAAUGUAGAAGAGCUGUAUUUAUUCCACAUUUGGGGCCAGAGAUGGUAUCAGAAGGCAUUUGUUCUGGAAAUAGUCUUUAAUAUCAGCAGUAGCAGCCAGGCCCCUGAGAUCUGCCUGGACCUGCAUCCGGGUACCAACUACAAUGUCAGCCUUCAGGCAUUGUCUUCAGCACUUCCUGUGGUCAUCUACCUGACAACCCAGAUAGCAGAGCCCCCACUUCCGGAAGUAGAAUUUUUCACUGUCCAAGGAGGGCCUCUACCACACUUCCGGCUGAGGAAAGCCAAGGAUGUAAAUGGACCUAUCAGCUCGUACCAGUUGUUGGUCCUUCCCCUGUCCUUGGAAAGCACGUUUUCUUGUGGAUCUGAAGGCAUGACUUCAUUUUUUGGCAACACCUCUCUUGCUGAUGGCUAUGUGGCUGUGGAAAUACUGGCUAGCGAUGUUCCAGAUGAUGCAUUGGAGAUACCUGUUGGAGACAGGCUAUACUACGGGGAAUAUUACAACGCGCCUUUGAAACCAGGACACGAUUACUGCAUCCUAGUACGGAUCACAAGUGAAUGGAAUAAGGUGAGAAGACAUUCCUGUGCCAUCUGGGCCGAGGUGAAAGACUCAUCCCUCACACCGCAGCAGAUGGUGGGCAUUGGACUGGGCUCCGUGGCUUUUGUGACCGUUCUUGCAUUCCUCUCCUUCUCAGCGGUGUGAUGGCUGGUGCACACUGCCUGGAAAUACUGCCUUAUGAUGGACAGCUGUUCCUACAGCUUUUCAGGUGCCUGGGCUGUGUGACUUCCAUCCAGAGCCCUUGUGUGAACCUGAAACCUUCUCCAUCCCAGCAUGGCCUCGUCCCUGAAUUCAAGAUGGCACCAACCUAUCUCUGUGGAAUCUUCCAAAAGGAGAAAACUUGGGAACUGUUUGAUGUGCUUCAUGCUUUCAGGAUCAGUGUGUGUCCAUGAACUUGAGACUCAUGCCCAGUGUAAUAUUGACCACAGGCCACAGCCCUGGGAGUCAGCUCCCAUACUGACCACAGGCCACAGAGCCUUAGAAUCAGCUUCUGUAGACACUGGCUGUGCCCAGGCCACAGCCCUGAGAAUCAGCUCCUGUAGACAUUGACUAUGGACAGGCCAUAGACCCUGAGAUGUGGGGUUGCUGGGUCUUACUUUAGGUGCCCCUGCUAAUUAGUUCAGGGUUCAAUCUUUCACAGUAGGUAAUGAGAUGGGCUCAAGUCUGGGCUGGAACUUGGUUUUAUAAAGGAGGUCGUUGGAUAAAGAACAGUGACAGGAACAAAUGUUUCAAGCAUUUUAGAAUUAGCCCUUCCCUACAGUUAACUGAUGAACUAAUUAGAAAAUACAGUAACGUGGCCACCCGCUCGGGUUCCCUGCAUGACUGUUAGACAGCCUGGCUUUGAUACAAUCCCAGUUGUUUAUGUGAGUUCAAAAGUAAUGCCUACUUUCCAGUAAAACACAUUCUGUAAUUUUGC